Messenger RNA from Hymenoscyphus albidus, 722 nucleotides. The record is from the annotation of a GenBank genome assembly. Lineage: Eukaryota; Fungi; Ascomycota; Leotiomycetes; Helotiales; Helotiaceae.
AUGGUAAUUCAGAGGUCCCUGGGCUACAUGACUCCAACGAACGUUGCCUUUCUCAAUCCAGCUGCCGUUAACCUGAGACCCAAAUCGCAAGACAAUUCUUCCAACGCAUUCCAAUCCCUACCCCAAGAAAGAAAAAUGGCUGAGCCUCGCUCUUCUUUCUUUAGAUGCCGCAGUAGGCGCCUGCCCCAAGAUGAAAUUAGACGCGAUGCGAGAGAUGCACUGAACGCAGUGGAUCGGCGGGUGGCUGCGGCACGUAGGCGAGUAGAAUUGGAAGCAGCUCGCCACAAUCGCCAACGUCUUCUCGAGCCACGCGAGAAUCCUCCGUUUGAUACAGCCUCAAGUGAGUAUUCAUCUAUUCCUGGUAUACCCUCUAUGCUGUUGCGCCUUUUACUGAGAUACAAAAAGCAGCCGCGGGGGGCUUCGUUAUCCCGCUAAUACUCCAUACCAUUUGGACCACUAGAGCUGAAAUCGACUUGCAUGCACAGCGUGACCUUAAACAAGAGUUUGAGCGCCGGAUUCGAAUGUUAGAGGAACCUCGUGAAGAAAGUGUUGGUAACGAAGAUUUUGAGGAACGAAUUCAGCAUUUGGAGGCUCGGAUUCAAACAUUAGAGAACUCAAGAGAACAACGUGAAAUUAACGACUAUUUCGAGGAACGAAUUGAUAAUUUGGAAAACCUUCGCAAUGGAAUACUGCGAAGAUAUUGGAGACUGCUUGUUGGAUGA